AUGAACAUGGGUGACCUCUCCAAGGAUGAUGACUUCCUUAGCCAUCUGCUAGUCGAGAAGCUUGGAACUGGCGCUGUUCCAUUGCUCGUGCAUAAGAUGGAUCCAUCUCGAAGACUCCCAAAGACCAAUACCGAGGAUCUCAUGCAAAUCGUUAGACGCCUGGUUAUAAGUAAGCUCGGUCCUCAGAAUGCUGUUCGACAAGCCGUGGACGACCUCCUUGUUCUGCCUUCUGUUCGUUACUACCUCAAGCCCUACACGCAGAAGCAGAUUAAUGCUUUCGCCACACACGCCUCGCGAUACUUUGAGCUCUACAACCCUGCAGGGUGCAUAGAAAUUGCUCACACGUCUAGAUAUUCUCACAGGACAGGAAAAUCAGAGUUAUGCAUCCUCGCUACGCGCCCCUUAGCCCCUGGAGUGGUAAUUAUUGAGCUGAAGGGAUCAAUGGCACAUCUUUCGACGGAGGAAGACAAGGAACUCAAGCGCACCGACCUGAGAAAUAUCGAUAUCAGGAGGGACUUUAGUGUCAUCCAUUCACGUCAAAUGAAGAAGAACCAUCUAUUUUUGGGGCCCGCCCGAUUUGUGAACCACGAUUGUGACAACAACUGUGAACUUUUUCGCGAGGGCAAGUAUAUCACAUUUCGCACUCUUCGGGCUAUCUCCAUGGGCGAGGAGAUUACCGCGCAUUACGGCGAUGGUUACUUUGGUGGCAAGAAUCGACACUGCCUCUGUGAAACUUGCGAGAAGAACGGUAGAGGAGGCUACGCUCCAGAUCAUUCCGAUGGCGAUGUGGAUUCGGGCGGCGAACAAGAUGCCGAAGUAUCAGAUGACGACGCUGAAGUGUGUGCCGCGACAGUUGCCGAUGUCAACGAGCGCAGGACGCGGCGUGGCGUUUACGCCAUCAUUCAGGAGGAAGAUUCUGAUUCUGAGGAGAGCGAUGACGAAGACAAAGAGGGUGACAAACCACUUGCGAAUGCCCCUGACGCUUCUGGGGAUGAUGAAGUUGAUAUGGAGCUAGGUGGGGAAGCUUGCCGCUCGGUAGCCAUUUCCUCGUCCUCUCGUCAUUCUGCAGUCAUAGGUGCAACAGUCGCCACGCCUGAUCCUGAUGUUCAACUAUCACGUAUGACAUCGUUGAGCGCCGAGGGAUCAGCGUCUUCCAAUAAGGGGAAAGCGCCGGCAAAGUGCGUCAUUUCCGCUCGCCGACAGAAGAUGGAGUCGUCCAGCAAACAUUCUACUCCUGUCGCCCAUGAUACUUUGCACAACCUGUCGUCCCGUCUUAGGGGUCAACAUCUUCGGGAUAGCGUGUCGGUCACACCUAGUAGGAGCAAAGGAAAGGAGGCAGAGAAGGCUCAGGUCAAGGAAGAGUCUGAGGCAAGAGUUCUCCGAGCGCGUCCUUCUGUAAUCGCGGAAAAGCUUGAUUCGGCGGGGCCCCCGAAACGCGAGAUUCCUCGUGGCUCAGAUGGUCGUCCCCUGCCAACGUGCGUGACGUGCUCGAAUGUCUUGCCUGUGAUUUCCGUGGAUUCCAAAGUUGUGUGGGGUCUGAAUUUAGACUCCCCGCGGAAAGGCAAGAAGUCCAAACAAAGACAAGAGUGUCCAAGGUGUAUGCGCCAUGUCGCUAUAUAUGGUCAGCCAUGGCCAGCUCGUAUUCCAAGCCAAGCUGUUGUUGCUCCACCCCGUGAUGACGUCGAAGCCAGCUCCUCGCGGCGCCCCCCUCAGAAGACUGCCCCUGCCGUAGAACGCAAGCAUGUGCCCUCCGUCGACGAGCGUCCUCUGAAGAAGCGCAAAGCUGAUGACGGACCAAGUGUAGAAAUGUCAGCCAAAGCAAAGGAGCUUUUUGGGCCACUGAAGAGAAAAAGGGGCCGACCACGCAAGUACCCUCUUCCUGAAGAAGAGCUGCCAAAACGGAAAAGAGGCCGGCCCCGUAAAUAUCCUGUUCCUGAGGCGUCUCCCCGAUCUCAGCCACCCUCACCUCCUAAGCCUCCAUUGACUCCACCGGCACCCGUGAUUAUGCCUUCCGUUCCCCCAUCCCCAAGCGCUUUGGCGGUGCAAUCACAACCUCGAGACUCGAACGGCCGUUUCGGCAAGAAAGCCACUACGAACGGAAGAUUUGUCCGAAGGAAGUUUGGUGCUUUACAGAACCUGACACGCACAGAGAGGCUUUUCCACAGAAAUAUUAAGGUCACGCAGUGGCUCGCUGGCAGACAUGAAGAAGAUGAGACGGACGACGAAGAAGCAGACGCACAGGACUGGGAUCAAGCGAAUGAUCCAGAGACCCUUCCUACUGGAAAACGAGCGGCAUCAUUCCCACCUGAAAGCUCAGCACCGCUAACGAAGAAGCCCCGACAUUUUGCCAGUCCAUUUGAAAGAAAUGACGAAGCGUUGGAAUACAGCCCCUCUGUACCCUCGGCUUACAGGUUCAAAGGAGUGGGUAGCAGCCUUCUAUAUCACCCCAAUCCGACAAAUUACGCUCGUCGGAAGUGGGCACCGUGCCCUGAUGACGUAUCUCAGGAUGAAGAGGACAGUGGCCCCUCUCUUCCAACUCUGGAAAGUGACAGUAAUGGUCCCGUCACGCCCGAUGAUCAUACGCCGUUACCCAUAGCUGGUCCGUCUCAGCUUGAGUAUACAGUCGCGGAAAAAUUAGCCCAGCGAUCUAGUUGGCGAGGGCCUGCACAUAAUAGCGUUCUAACCUUCCAACCAUCUCCAGUCAAUUUUGCCAGACGUCGUUGGUCUUCAAUGUCCAAGCCCCCCCUUGACUCUGGUUCAGGAACACGCCGCAGCGAGCGGCUGAAUCCAAAGGCUUCCUUCUCUGGAGAAGACGGUUCCACGAAAGUUCCUAGCGCAGAUGGACCACAUGCGACCCCCACUGUUGGUUCACGAUCAAGCGUUCGCGUUUCGUCUGGGUCGGAGAAUAUGUAUAUAGAAGGUGGUGCAGUUCCUCGUGCCGGGUCCUACGCAUCAUCAUUUGACGACGUACGUACAUCUACUUCUUAUACUUAG
Messenger RNA from Suillus clintonianus, 2994 nucleotides. RefSeq lists its product as uncharacterized. Gene Ontology annotation, cellular component: nucleus. The transcript is spliced from 8 exons. Gene Ontology annotation, molecular function: DNA binding; protein binding; histone H4K20 methyltransferase activity. The coding region runs from base 1 to 2994 and encodes 997 amino acids. NCBI's taxonomy places the organism in Eukaryota, Fungi, Basidiomycota, Agaricomycetes, Boletales, Suillaceae. The record is from RefSeq and is a predicted model, not a curated record.